Messenger RNA from Cheilinus undulatus (humphead wrasse), 5552 nucleotides. It is a transcript of the gene tmx2b, whose product is annotated as thioredoxin-related transmembrane protein 2b. The record is from RefSeq and is a predicted model, not a curated record. Gene Ontology annotation, biological process: brain development. Lineage: Eukaryota; Metazoa; Chordata; Actinopteri; Labriformes; Labridae. The transcript has 8 exons. Gene Ontology annotation, cellular component: membrane-bounded organelle. Gene Ontology annotation, molecular function: disulfide oxidoreductase activity. The coding region runs from base 83 to 1006 and encodes 307 amino acids.
UCAUUUUACGCUAACGGAGCUACACAGGCCUAUUCGGGGUCGUGUUACCCGUUUUAUUUUGAGUCAGAAAGUUUAAGUGAAAAUGGCGCUGCUAACGCCGUUAUUUGCUUUCUUGUACCACCUACCGCAGGUCUACAAGUGGCUGCUGAAGCCUUAUUAUAUAGCCUCUCUGUUCAUGUCUGUAGCCUUUCUAGCUGUCCGAAAGACGCCCGGUAUCUGCGACCAUCUGUCCACACAGCGAGAGGACGGCAACUCCUGCGACUUCGACUGGAGAGAGGUGGAGAUCCUCAUGUUCCUCAGUGCCAUCGUCAUGAUGAAGAACAGACGAGCCAUUACGGUGGAGCAGCAUGUUGGUAACAUCAUCCUGUUCAGCAAAGUGGCCAACGUCAUCCUGUUCUUCAGACUGGACAUCAGGAUGGGACUGCUUUAUCUGACACUCUGCAUAGUGUUUCUGAUGACCUGUAAGCCUCCUCUCUACAUGGGACCAGAGUACAUCAAAUACUUCAGUGACAAAACCAUCGAUGAUGAGCUGGAGAGAGACAGCCGUGUGACGUGGAUCGUAGAAUUUUUUGCUAACUGGUCACCGGAGUGUCAGUCCUUUGCUUCAGUCUAUGCUGAUCUCUCUCUAAAGUACAACUGUGCCGGCCUCAAGUUUGGCAAAGUGGACAUCGGACGAUACGGAGAGGUUUCAAAGAAGUAUAAGGUUUCCACGUCCCCGCUGUCCAAACAGCUCCCCUCCCUGGUCUUGUUUCAGGGGGGAAAGGAGGUGAUGAGACGCCCCCAGGUGGACAAGAAGGGGAGAGCAGUAUCCUGGAGCUUCACUGAGGAGAACAUCAUCCGAGAGUUCAACUUGAACGAACUCUACCAGAAAUCCAAGAAGCUCAACAAAACCAAAGGAGACAAGCUCAGCCAGUCACAGUUCCCCCCUGUCCCCGAGGAGGAUGAGCAAGAGCAGCAGGGCGGCGACGCCCAGGAGGAGGAGCCUGAGUCCAAGAAGGACAAAUAAAGACGGUUUGUGUCUUUCAGCUCGGACUUCUCCUGGAUCGUAACGUGGCUGCUCAAAGAAAAACACCGCUAUCAGCAUUGAACAACCUCCUCCGUCUGCUCCUCCUGGAAGUAUUAUAACACAGAAAAUGAAAAACAUCUGUAUAUUUUAUGUUCUUGACCCACUAGAGUCCCUGGACUAUUGUUCUGUUCUUUAUUUAAACUUUAGAGAUCUCUACCCCGGUGCAGCUGCGAGUGUUCUGGUGUUUUCCUGUCAUUAGAGAACAAAUCAUACAUUUUAGCGGAGGAGCAAACUGGAGCUUUAGCAGCAUGUUGACAUGAUAAAACCUGGUCCAGCGCAUCAGCAUCAGGUCUGGAAACGGGCUGUGCAGACGUACAGACCAGAGGGAUGGACUAUGAAGAGGGAAGAAGGGGUUAUGUUGAGCCAAAAGUCAGAGUUUGAGGGUGGUUUCACGUUAGGCAACCAGACUUUGGGUUCAGAUUGGAGUACAGUUGACCUCAGAGUCUGGUUCCCUGGUUGAUGGGAACACAAGCGCGCCCUCCUCUGCUGAGUCUGCCAAGAGCACAGACCACGGAAGAUUUGAAUCAAACUGUGCAUGAGAAAUGGGUACACAUCAGCACGUAGAGCUUUAAAGUCACUCUGAACUGUGGAUGGUCCUAUGUGUCCCCAUUUAAAUUGUUUUAAACCGGCUAGUCUAAAGAGAAGAAAAUACUUAGAAAACAGUCAAAUUCAUCACAGGGUCACUCACAUCACACCUGUUAACAUUAGCAGCUAGCUCUGUUAGCCUUUGUUCCUCUUUGCAAACUAAUAUCCUGCUUUGUGACUUCUUCACUUCAGUUGAGUGCAACCCUUGAUAGCCUACAUGCCACUUUAUUUCCAUUUAUUACUUAAAAACGGCCAUACCAGGCUUGUCCUACCACACGCUAACUGCAGAGCUUCUCAUAUUUACAUGAAGUGCCAUGGGAAAGGUCAGACAGGAAGGCAGCAGCCAUUAACUGAAGCUACAGCGGCUUCUCGUGGCGGGAGGUUCAUCACAGUUUAAAAGGGCAUAGUAGACCGGGAUUUCAAGGGGGGAUUGUGGACAGGCCAGGGGCAUAUAUUUUUGCAAGGAAAGCUUGAAUGGAGUGUACUUUGCACAGUAUGUGACCUUUAAAUCAAUGUUUAUGACAUAACGAGGGAGAAAAUCUGUUAAAAAGUAGCACUGACAGCCUGCUCCACUCUGCAGGAACACUGAAACAGUUUAAUGGGUGACGAGUAAGCGAGAGGGAGCGUAUCAAUGCACAGGUGGAGGAAAAGAAGCAAUUAUUUUGAUUGAUCAUCUGCUUUAAUGCAGCUCAGUUUACCUAUGAAGAGAGUGAACAACACUGCAGACUGUAGUCUGUUAACAGAGUGAUGAUCUCCCAAAAAGCAGUGUUCAGUGCAGUCUGCUCCUCAUCUUCACUGUCAUGAUGAUCAAUGGGCCACGUCAAUAAAAGAUGCUUCAUUUCUGAAUUGUUUUAAUGCCAUAAAUCUGUUCAGAGGAGAUCUAAAUGUCAUUUAAAAGCGUAAUUAUAGCAGCCUACUCAUUAAAAAGCUGUCAGGUUUAGAUGUCACAGGAUAAUGAAUAUAGCUGAUGGGCGGGGCAAGGCUCAGGCGGGGUCUGGCUGCAAGUUUUGGAUCAUCUAAGCUCUACUUUCUUCCCCAUGGACCCACAGAGGAGGGAGGCGUGGCAGUUGUGCUCUGGCUCCUAAUGUGAAACCGCCAUAGUGUCAUAAAACUGUUUUUUCAUGUAUGCUACAAAAACGUCCGAUCAAACGGUGCGCCGGCUCUAUCAAACUUUCUUCAUAGUUCACUCCUCUGAGCGCACUCUGUACAAUGAAGCUGUGACGUCAGAGCGAGCCGAGCUUUCGCUGAAAGGGAGCGAUGAAUGUGAUGCUACUUUAAUAUUUGUGAUUCAGAUGUUCUAUUUUAUGCAACUAAUUUAAUUCAGAGUAGAUUUUUUUAAUGAUUAUUUUAUGAUUAACCGUAUGUUCUAAGAUGUAACACACUGAUAUCUCUUGUUGCUUUUAUGACAGCGAAUUCCUUCAGUGUUCGGAUGCUUGCAGAGAGAAAGGAAGCAGGUUUUUGACACAAAAGCUGAAGCAGAGACCCUCCAAAUAUUUGAUUUUCUUCAGUUUGUGCAAAGAUCUGUCCUGGGUCACUUUGGUGAAAACUCAGACUGUUUUAUACCACAGCAGCAAAAGGGAAGUCAACCUCCAGCUCUCAGCUGACCAGUUUACUUCCUGGGGUCUGGUGCAUGGACAAAUUUCAUACUAGGAAUCUGAAGCAUACUUUACAGUCAAUAUGAUGUCUAACCGAAGACACCCAAUAUUAAUUUCUAGUUUUUAAACAACCAGAAAUUGCAGGUAAUUUUCUUCAAGCACAUUGUACCCAGUUGGCAACCUUUCCGGCCACGCCAUUCCGGCUACCUGCUGUAUUUGUGUUUGUAUGAAGGAGUGUUCAGGAACGGUGCCACUAAUGUGAAAGCAGACCAGAGGGGAGUACUGGUGCCUGAUCUGACAAUGGCCUCUGGUCUGUCCAAAUGCUUAAUCUCUUGAUGAGGCCCGCUGACAAUUCUAAUUUUUCAGAGAUACAUUUUUUUUUUCCAUUCAACUUCAGAAUCCAGGCUUUAAUUUGACUUUUUAUCUUUAAUCUCAGAAUUCUGAAGUUAAUCUCAGAAUUUUGGCUUUAAUCUCAACAUUCAGACUUUAAUUCUGAUUUUGAUCUCAAAUUCUGGAUUUGAACUCAGAAUUAUGAUUUUAACUUCAGUCUGACUUUUUAUCUUUAAUCUCAGAAUUCUGAAGUUAAUCUCACAGUUUUGGCUUUAAUCUCAACAUUCAGUAUUUAAUUCUGAUGUUAAUCUCAAAUUCUCAGAUUUCCUUGCUUGAUUCUCAGAAAUCUGGCUUUGAUCUCGGGACUGUGACUUUAAUAAUUCUGACUUUAAUUUAUGGUGUUGAUUCCAAAAUUAUGGCUUAAAUUCUGACUUUAUCCCAGAAUCUGUGACUUUCAAUCUCAGAAUUUUAUUUAAUCUUUAAAGUUUGACUUCAUUUCUGACUAGAAUUUCAGUUUGUUUUUUUUUUUGUUUUUUUUUUUAGAACCUGUGAAUUUAAUUCUGACGUUGGUUUCAGAAAUUUGCUUUAAAAUUUGACCUAAACUUCCUGAGACCUGAGCUUUUCUUUGGAAGGCAUUUUUGGUUUCUCCCUCUUAUUUGGGAUAAGUAGGGUCUGAUCCGUUAAAAUAUCAGCCCUGUCUUUGAAAAGGAAUUUCUUGGAAAUUUUCUUCUCAAACCCCCAACAUUUCCAAAAACCUAAAAUUCAUGUGAAACUUCUUGAACACAUUAUUUAAGUAUCCCAUAAAAAAUACCACAACAUUUAUCCAAAUUCCUUAAAAACUUCCAGGGAAAUGAUCCCUCCAGGGAUAUUUAUAUUCCCUCAAAUCUCCAUGAAAAUUCCGGAAAAAUUCAAAGGACAAACCCUACUUCCAAAUUCCUAACCCAACUCCCCAAAAAUUACAAAUUAAUUUCCCAAAUUUCGAUAAAAAUGGAAAAAGGAACGAAAGAAAAAAACAAAGUAAUUCCCCAAAUUAUUCCAACAUCUAAAGCAAAUUUCUUAAACCUCCAUGGAUACUCUGGACAAUUAUCCCAAAAAUUUAAGUAGCAAAAUUAUAAUUAAGCCAAAAUGUGAUGUCCACACAUGUGCAUGCAGGGUCUUAGGAGGUUAAUCUGAGAAUUUUGACUUUAAUUUUAAUAUCAGACUUUUCGCUUUUAUCUCUGAAAUCUGUCUCUAAUCUCAGAUGUUUUACUCUAAUCUCAGAAUAUUGACUGUAAUUUCUGCAUUAUAUAAAAAAAAAUUUAUGUCAGAGUUUUUUCAGUGGCCCUGAUCAUCUUCAGUAAAGUUUUAUUGGUUAACACUGUUUUUUUUUUUCAGAUUCACACACUCCUUCUUUUAUUUGUAUAAUAGGUAUUUGGAUCCGUUUUGUGCUUUUUAAUGAUAACAAUGUUUAGGUUUUGAAACGCCAUGAUGUGGACUGUCAUGGGGACUCUGAGAUUACAUUUUAAUGUUUUAAUGUGACCAGACAGACUUUUAUUGCAGAUGCAGAUGUGGGAGCAUGUUUGCAGCGUCAAACUGACCGCUGGUUUUUAAGACUAAAAGCUUCACAUUCCAGAUUAGUUUGACAAAUCAGAUGUUUUCUUUUGAGCUGCAGGGUUGGAUAAUUAAAUGUUUUUUUCCCUCAUUAUUUUUUAACUUUUCUUUAACAUUCCUAAUUUUUAUUCCUUUGCUGUUAAUUUUGUAAUCAUUCUGUUUAAAGACGCUGUGAGUUUAUUCCUUUAAUCCUGAUUUUGUUACUAAACUGUUCAUAUUUUUGGCAUGACUGCUUCACUUUGGUCAAGUUUAUUUCAUUUCCAGUGCAUUCAAAUACCAGUUUGUAUUUUUACUUCUUUAUGUGACUGAAAUCUGCUGGAAACACCUCAAAAGGUUUUUUUUUUUGUUUUCAUGCAAUAAAAAAAUAAAUAUAUAUGCACAGCCUU